This is a messenger RNA of Scylla paramamosain (green mud crab), 2151 nucleotides long. RefSeq names its product UDP-glycosyltransferase UGT5-like. NCBI's taxonomy places the organism in Eukaryota, Metazoa, Arthropoda, Malacostraca, Decapoda, Portunidae. The coding region runs from base 125 to 1717 and encodes 530 amino acids. Gene Ontology annotation, molecular function: UDP-glycosyltransferase activity. The record is from RefSeq and is a predicted model, not a curated record. The transcript is spliced from 2 exons.
GGCUUCAGAUCACCUUCCGAGCGAGAGAAGUUAACAGAGCAACAGACUAACUUGAGCAAAGUUGACACAAGGCGUGUACUAGUGAGCUCACCUCGUGAGUUGACAACUUGAAAAAACUUCAAAUAUGAAACUCGCAGCCAUCUUGCUGCUGACACUUGCUGCGGUGAGUGAGGCCUCCCGUGUGCUCAUGGUGCUUUCCCUGGGAUCCCCGUCUCACAAGAACAUCUUCACUCCUCUGGCUGAGUCCCUGGGGCGGAGAGGACACCAAGUAACCGUGGCGUCGCUGCACGCUGCCCCGCCCAACGCCUCCCGCUCCUACACCGACCUUGCUGCCACCACCGCCUGGGAGUCAGUCAGGAAAGUGACGGGCGAGUUCGAUGUCUUCAAGAUGCGCGAGGUCAAUGGAGGCAAGGAUGUAAACUCUCAAGUAAUGAAGAAAGUCCUCCGCCAUCUGCCCAAGUACUGCGAAGCCUUUCUGCAAGACCCCGGCCUGAAGAGUGCCUGGACCACCCGCCCUGACCUCAUCCUUCUGCCAGCCUUCAUGAACGAGUGCGGCCUGGCAUUCGUGCACAAAUUCAAGGCGCCCUUCAUGUACGUGACCACCUCUGGCCUCACCCCGUGGACGGCAGACCUGCUGGGCAGCCCCGAGAACCCCGCCUACGUGCCCAACCAGUACCUGAGCUACGGGGACCACAUGACUCUGUGGGAGAGGACCGUCAACACGCUGGUCAGGCUGGCCAGCCCUUACCUCCGCAAACACUUGGUGCUGAACAAGCUGGACGGCGUGGUGCAGCGUGUGCUGGGCGACUCCACGGUGUCCCUCUCCGAACUGGAGAAGAACGUGUCGAUGGUGCUGGUCAAUUCCCACUACUCCCUUGGACAUCCCCGACCCCUCAUGCCCAACGUGGUGGAGGUGGGCGCCAUGCACUGCCGACCGGCACGCCCCCUCCAGGACAAGGCUCUGCGGGAGUUCAUCGACUCGUCGCCCGUGCCCGUGGUCCUCUUCAGCCUGGGCUCCACCAUCCGCAGCGAGCAGAUGCCGGUCACUGUGAGGGACUCGCUGGUGGCGGCGUUCAGGCGCCUUCCCUACCGCGUCGUGUGGAAAUGGGAGGGUGCUGCCCUGACGAACCUGCCGCCCAACGUGAUGACGCGCCCCUGGCUGUCCCAGCAGGAUGUCUUGGGCCACAAGAACGUGCGUGCCUUCGUCACACACGGCGGACUGCUGUCGCUGCAGGAGGCAGUGUACCACAACGUGCCCGUGGUGGGGAUGCCACUCAUGAGCGACCAGCACCUGAACGUGAGGCAAGCCGUGACGCUGGGCCUGGGUCGCCAGCUCACCGUGGAGUCUCUGUCUGAAGACGCCGUGUACGACGCCAUCACAUCGGUGGUGGAGGAGCCCGGCUUCCAGGAGCGCGUGGGGCAGCGGUCACGCCUGCUGCGGGACCAGGAGACGACCCCUCUGGAGCGCGCCGUGUACUGGAGCGAGCACGUGCUGCGCUAUGGCGGCGCUCAACAUCUGCGCUCAGUGGCUGCCGACAUGCCACUGCACCAGUACCUGCUGGUGGACGUGGCGGCCGUGCUGGUGGCGGCGGCAGUGGUGGUGGUGCUGCUGCUGUGGUGGGCAUUGCGGGCAGCGACUCGUUGUCUCGUUCGGGGACUCAAGAAGGCUGCAGGGAAGCUGCUGAUGGCCGUGAGGGUUCAUGCCAAGAUGCAGUAAACCUUUGCUGCUGAAGGAGGAGCAAUGGAUCUCACACUUCACUUCUCGCCUGCACUCAUAUGUCCUCGCCGGAGCCUUAGAGCAAUCACUUCAUUAGUCCAUCACUGUCCUCACCUUGCAUUGCACAUCGGUCACUUCACUCUCCUCGCCUUACAAAUGUACAUGAACUGCAUCACUCUCCUCGCCUCACAUCUGUACAUGAACCGCAUCACUGUCCUCACCUCAUCUGUACAUGAGACGCAUCACUGUCGUCGCCUUACAAAUGUACAAGGACCGCCCUCAGCCUCAUCGCCCACAUCAUGCCGACAUUCACCCUUUAUCAGCAUUCACUUCACUCAUGUAUUAAGUGUCUGUGAUAAGUUAUUAAAGUAUAGAUAUAUAUUUUUUUACAUGAUACAAUAAACUAUUUUCAGUGAUAUACAGUGUGUACAUGA